Messenger RNA from Ambispora gerdemannii, 971 nucleotides. Lineage: Eukaryota; Fungi; Glomeromycota; Glomeromycetes; Archaeosporales; Ambisporaceae. The record is from the annotation of a GenBank genome assembly.
AUGUCUACCGCGACGACAUUGACACGAACUCCCAGUGUAAAUUCAAGUCCAUAUCCGAGCCAACAAAACAAUAAUAAUCCACCACCAGACUCGGGAAACAGUAGCGGUGGACCUUCUCGUCGUCGUGGACCGAUUAAUAAGAGGGCAUGUCAACGUUGCAGACAAGGCAAGAUAAAAUGCGAUGGAAACGCCGAGACAGGACAUCCAUGCAGUAAUUGUGAUGCUAAUACAUGUAAAUAUGAUAAUAGUCCGAGAAAAAACAAGCAAAAUGGAGUCGAGAUUAAACAGUUUGAGAAAAAGGUUUUGAAAGAAUUAUAUGAGCAAAAAGAGUAUUUUGUUAGGACACAAUCUUUAUCACUUUUUGAUCAAUUACUCCAAGUUUUAAUGGAAAGUCGAUGUUUCAUAACAAUUCUCCAGUUGAUCAAAGAGCAUCUGGUGAGAUUACCAUUGAUCGAUAAUCAGAAUAGAACUGUCGAUAUUAUGCAGGGGCUUGAACAACUCGCAAAUAUCUCAAUCAACUGUGAAAUUAACUCAAAUUAUGGUCCAUUAUCACGGGAGAAUACUGAGAUUCUUCACCGAAUAAACAACUAUUUGAAUGGAUAUGGGGGUCCAACAUCAACACCUAAUAAUACAUCACUUGCUUUUACCUCGACAUCUCCAAUUUCCAGUAAUAACAACGGAGUAAUUGACCAAAUAACCAGCCCGAGCAAUAAUCUUGGCUUGAAUGCGCUUAGCAUUCACUCACCGCCGAAUUCCGAUGCAAAUUACAGUUUUAGUAACAGUACCAUUAUCACUGCUACCGACAACAAUCUUGUAUCUAACGAAGGUGAAGACUUGGCCAUAUUCUCACCGAUAGCGUCUGAAACGUUCCCUGGUAUUUUUCAGUACUUGGAUCCUUCAUACACUUCUAACCCGAUGCUUUUUGAUCCUACUGAUCCUUUUUUAAAUCCCAGUCAAAGUAUGGAUGAAGA